Molecule: messenger RNA, 1041 nt
Organism: Zymoseptoria tritici IPO323
Lineage: Eukaryota; Fungi; Ascomycota; Dothideomycetes; Mycosphaerellales; Mycosphaerellaceae
Exons: 2
Coding region: 1-1041 (346 amino acids)
Source: RefSeq, a predicted model, not a curated record
AUGUUCAUCUUCAAGCAUGGCGGCAGACAAGCCGCUCAAGUCUUUCGACCAGCUUCAUUACAUCUCAACAAACGCUUCGCCUCCAAGAUAGCAAUCCCCUUUCAGCCGCCACCCUUCCCUGUUAUCGAAUCCUGUCCAGCACCAACAUGUCAAUGUCGAGAGUCGCCACAGGGUCUCGACAUCGAUCGAGAGGUGAACCUGAACGGGAGCAUGGCGACUUACGCGCAGCAACUGUUGAUUUGCACGGAUAAAGAUGAUUGGACGAGUAAAAUCGAAGAUGAAGAGGAUGCGGUUCUGGUCAGGGAGUUGAAGAAGAAUCUCACAAGAGGCGGGAAGUUCGUUGAUCCAUACCACAAUAUAAUGAUUACAAACUCUUCUUUUCCACCGAGUGAACGAUCGCCACCACCGCAGUCAACAUCACCAACACCACCAUCCUCAGCAUCAGCCUACCUCCUACCCUCCUUCAAGUACAUCCCAAUAAUACCCACCGAUCCAAAGGGAGUCGAAGAUUUCAUCCGCGCCUACCUCUUGCCCCUCAAACUUCACCCUUCCUACGAAAAACUCAGCCUCGAACAAAAAGUCCAUCUUCUCCGUCAAUCCGAACUGCAAAAUUCCUUCCUAGGCGUCCGACCCGUCGACGACAUCCUUGUCCUGAUCUGCGGCCACGGCGGCCGAGACCAGCGAUGCGGGAAAAUGGCUCCUAUCCUAAGGGCGGAAUUCGAGGAGAAACUCCGUUCACAGAAUGUCUCAGUCCUCGACGGCACUCCUGGUCCUGAACGAUCGAAUGCUCCUGAAGACCCUCCAGCAGCUAGGAUAGCCUCGAUAUCGCAUAUCGGAGGCCAUAAGUUUGCGGGAAAUGUGAUCGUCUACAUCCCGCCAUCAUUCACGAGGAAUCCGCUUGCGGGCAAGGGAAUCUGGUAUGGAAGGGUGGGUCCGGAGCAUGUGGAGGGGAUCGUUUCAGAAACGAUUUUGGGCGGUAGAGUGAUCAAGGAGAAUUUCAGGGGUGGGGUUGAUCAGGACGGGAAUGUGUUGAGGUUGUGA